CCGUCUCUCCUGACACUAUGGGCCGCUAUCGUGUUGGUGUGGAAACUGGGAGCUCUGUCUUCGCGGGGUCUAACAAUCAGGUUCAGCUGUGGCUAGUCGGAGAGCACGGGGAGGAGGCGCUGGAGCUGCGGUUGCGACCGUCUCGGGGAAAGGUAAAGGAAUUUAAUGCAGAAGUCUCGAAGAUCCUGGGUCCCCUCCUGUUCGUGAAGGUGUACAAACGUCGCCUCCUCACGGAAGACAACUGGUUUUGCAACCGAAUCACCGUGCAAAGCCCCAACGGAGUGGAUAGACCGUGCUAUCGCUGGGUGCUGGGUGAAGGCAUCGUCUGCCUCCCCGAAGGCACUGCCCGGACAGUCAGGGAUGACCCCCAGGGAUUCUUCAAGACCUACAGAGAGGAAGAGCUAAAGGAGAGAAGGAAGCAGUACAGUUGGCACUCCUGGAAGGAUAAUGUAAUCCGGCCAGUCUCUGGGGCUACUCUGUCUGAUCUUCCUUUGGAUGAGAGAUUUCAUGAAGACAAGAGAAUUGACUCUGAGUGCUCCCUGGCCAUGGGGCUUAAAGACCUUGCCAUCAAGGACACUUUAAACAUCCUGAGUUCCUGGAAGAGCCUGGAAGAUUUCAACCGAAUUGUCUGGGCUGGUCAGAGUAGGCUGGCAGAGAAGGUUUGGGAUUCCUGGAAGGAUGAUGCAUUCUUUGGGUACCAGUUCCUAAAUGGUGCUAACCCCAUGAUCCUGAGACGAUCUACUGAACUCCCAACCCGACUGAAGCUGCCUGUCGGCUCAGAGGAGCUUCAAGCAGAGCUAGAAAGCCAUCUCCAAGAAGGCUCACUCUUUGAAGCUGACUUCUCUCUCCUGGAUGGGAUUCAGGGCAAUGUAAUCCUCUGCUGCCAGCAGUACCUGGCAGCUCCCCUGGUCAUGCUGAAGUUGGAGCCGGAUGGGAAACUGCUGCCCAUGGCCAUCCAAAUCCAGGCACCCUCCUUGAGCACCCCAACACCACCGGUGUUCCUGCCCUCUGAUCCGCCCAUGGCAUGGCUCCUCGCCAAAGCCUGGGUCAGAAGCUCAGACUUCCAGCUUCACCAACUACAGUACCAUCUGCUGAGAGGACAUCUGAUGGCUGAGGCAAUCUCUGUGGCCACCAUGAGAUGCCUCCCAACACUGCAUCCCAUCUUCAAGAUCCUGAUCCCUCACCUUCAUUACACCAUGGAGAUCAACAUCAGAGCCCGGACAGGGCUUGUCUCUAAGGGGGGAGUAUUUGACCAGGUAGUGAGCACUGGUGGCGGAGGACAUGUCACUGUACUCCAGAAAGCAGGGAACAGUCUGACCUAUAGAUCACUCUGUCCACCCAAUGACCUGGCUGAUCGGGACCAUGCUCACGAUGCCCUCCGGCUCUGGGACAUCAUCAAAAGGUAUGUGGUGGGGAUAGUCCAUCUCUACUAUGCAGGGGAUGAGGCUGUGGAAAAUGAUCCUGAGAUACAGGCUUGGUGCAAAGAGAUUACUGAGGUUGGGCUUCAUGGAGCCCAGGACCGGGGUUUCCCCACCUCCUUCCAUUCCAAGGAUGAUCUCUGUUUCUUUGUGGCCAUGUGCAUCUUCACUUGUACCGGCCAGCACUCCUCUGUCCACCAGGGACAGCUGGAUUGGUAUGCCUGGGUUCCUAAUGCCCCAUGCACUAUGCGUAUGCCCCCACCCAGUGGAAAGGAUGUGACGCUGGAGAUGGUGAUGGCCACUCUCCCCAAUGUCCACCAGGCAUCCCUCCAGAUGUCUUUAACAUGGCAACUUGGUCGAACUCAGCCAGACAUGGUUGCCCUGGGACAGCACAAAGAAGAGUACUUCUCAGGAUCUGAGCCCCGGGCUGUGCUGAAUUGUUUCAGGGAAGAUUUGGCCAUCCUGGACAAGGAGAUCGCAGAGAGGAAUGCUAAGCUGGAACCACCCUAUGAGUACCUGCAGCCAAGCCGGAUCUGAGCUCUGCCGCUCCUUCCAACCAGCCUUCUCAAGCUCACCAGCGUUCCUCUGACAUCUUCACUUAGGUCCUAGCCCUCUGUAAGCAUUCUCUAGCCCAUUUCUGAGCCCUCUCCUUAAAGCCCUCAGGCUGGAAGAGAGGGCAAGAUAAAUAAAGCUUCUGCUGCACUGAAAUGAUCACUAGA
Molecule: messenger RNA, 2137 nt
Organism: Phascolarctos cinereus (koala)
Lineage: Eukaryota; Metazoa; Chordata; Mammalia; Diprotodontia; Phascolarctidae
Product: polyunsaturated fatty acid lipoxygenase ALOX15-like
Biological process (GO): lipid oxidation
Molecular function (GO): oxidoreductase activity, acting on single donors with incorporation of molecular oxygen, incorporation of two atoms of oxygen; iron ion binding; protein binding
Source: RefSeq, a predicted model, not a curated record